AUGAUGCUUCAGUCCUUAACAAGCUUUUCCCAUACCGAUGAAUACGACAGGGAAAAAAUUUAAUAAGGUGACCUUAGUGAGCUGGGAAGAGAGUUUUUAACCUCUCAAAUCCCUCACUUGCAUCUACUUUGAACGACACUCCUUUCACUAUCAUCCCUCCUUCCAUGUCAAGCUCCUUAUUAUAAUAAAUCAAUCAAACAUCAUCAUCCUCUAACAUUUUCAAUCAACAUCAUUCAUCUUUUGCUAUUUUUUGGGUUGGCGAAUAUUUUGAUGAUUUUUUAAGCUCUUAUAGACUUGCAUUGGCAAGUGCAGUUGAAAAUCAUACAAUCCUAAGUUUAAACAUAAUGUAAAAAGAAUCCAUUGACUUCAUUGACUCCUCAUAGGAGACCCUUUCUUCUCCUAAGGCUCUUCAAAUUGUCCUACCUCAAUUUCUUCCUCCUGAUUCAAAAGAGGCAAAUCACCAUUUUCUAUGCAUUUUUAAACCGAAUUAGAAUGUCAUGCUGA
This is a messenger RNA of Spirodela intermedia, 504 nucleotides long. The record is from the annotation of a GenBank genome assembly. Lineage: Eukaryota; Viridiplantae; Streptophyta; Magnoliopsida; Alismatales; Araceae.